AUGUCAAAAGAAAAUGAUACAACAAAACAAUACAAAACAGAUGAAGAAUUGAAUAAUAAUAUGAUAAUAAAUGAGAUAAUAAACAGAAUAAAUAUUUUAGAGGAAAAAGGAAAUGAGUUUGAUCAAAACAGAGACCAAAUCAUAAGUAUUUUAAUUAGAUUAGAAGAUUCAAUGCAAAUCCCAAUGAAAGAAACUGAAACAAACAACAAAAGCAAAGUCAAAAUUUUAGAAGACCAAAUCAACCAAUUUCAAAAAACAAUAAAACAUCAACAAACUGAAAAUAUUAAUCAAAAAGAAGAAAUAAAAAUUCUGAAGAAAAAAAUUGAAGAAAUGAAAGAAGAGGAUGAAAAAAAAGAGAAAAUGAUUGAAGAAUUUAAAAAGAAAUUGAAAGAAAUAAAUGAUAAUGGAAAAGAUGAAAUGAUUGAGAUAAUCAACAAAAUGAAAAAAGAAAGAGAGGUAAUGAACAUCACACUCCAAAGAAUGAAAAAUGAAAAUGAAGCUCUUAGAUCAGAAGAAGAAAAGUUAUUACAACCAAGAAAAAGAUUAAUUAGACCAUUUGAUGAAAACGUUGAAAUAAACAAAUUUAUUAAACCACCUGAAUUUACACAAAAUCAAAGAGAUUCAAAUUACAUUGAAAUUGAUUCAGAAGAACAAUUAUUUUAA
Molecule: messenger RNA, 663 nt
Organism: Entamoeba dispar SAW760
Lineage: Eukaryota; Evosea; Mastigamoebida; Endamoebidae
Exons: 2
Coding region: 1-663 (220 amino acids)
Source: RefSeq, a predicted model, not a curated record